Oryza sativa Japonica Group (Japanese rice) is the source of this 3208-nucleotide messenger RNA. RefSeq lists its product as uncharacterized. Lineage: Eukaryota; Viridiplantae; Streptophyta; Magnoliopsida; Poales; Poaceae. Gene Ontology annotation, molecular function: DNA binding. The record is from RefSeq and is a predicted model, not a curated record.
GGUCAGAACGACAGCCUAUAGCUCACACCAAACCACUCUCUCUCUCUCUCUCUCUCCUCGUGGAGCCCCAACCCAACUACGCCGCCGCCACCUCAUCCCCCCGGCGAGCGACACGGUCGCAUCCCACCGGAGCUCCGACCGCCGCAGCGGCGGUCGCCUCGCCGGAGAAGAAGCCGCGUGGGGGGGAAGGCGGAGGAGGGGGGGGGUGGGGGUGCAAUGGAGACGGAGGUGUUCCCCGUGGUUGACCUCCGCGUGCUCUCGCAGUCCGACCUGGAAGCGCUCGCCGCCGCCUCAGCCCACGCGGUGGCCCCGGGGGGCAGCUGCCCCGACGCCGACCAACUCCCGCCGCUGAAGAUCGACCGCGCCGUCUUCAACGAGAGCGCCGGCUCGCGCAAGCAGACCUUCUCCCGCGUCCGCUUCGGCGCCGCCGCCGCCGUCGCCGCCUCCCCUUCCUCCCCCUCCCCCUCCGCCGCCGCCAAGCUGCCCAGGGGCAACGACAAGGAGGACAGCUUCAUCGCCUACCACCUCCGCCGCCUCUUCGCGCCCGACGACCCCUCCUCUCCCCAAAUCCAAACCCUAGCUCUACCCGCGCCGCCGUCUCCCGACCCCGACCAGUUGACCACCAACUCCAAGGGGGUCUCCGUUGAUCUGGUGAGCCUCUCACGGCUUGCCGACCCGUACGACGCGGAGCUCGGGAAGCGGACUGCGGGGAUGACCACGGAGGAGGAGCUGAUGGGCUUCAUCUCUAGCCUCGCGGGUCAGUGGGUGAGCCAGAGGAUGCGGAGGAAGUUAGUUGAUGCGUCCUUCUUCGGGGAUCACCUCCCCAGCGGGUGGAGGCUGCAGCUUGGGAUCAAGCGGAAGGACCGCAAGGCCUGGGUGAACUGCUUCAGUUAUGUGAGCCCCAAGGGACAGAGUUUUGCUACUUGCCAAGAGGUUUCUGCAUACCUCAUGUCCCUUCUUGGGUAUCCGGAGUUCAAAACGGAUAAUAUUGAGUAUGGUAGCACACAACAACAUGGCUUGUGUGCUGACGAUGGUGUUAAUGUUUUAGGUGUUCAACACCAAAUUGGUACAGGUAUGGACAGUCAAAGUAUUUUGCCAGUUGCUUCUAUUACCUUUUCUAGUCAUUCAAGAGAUCAAGACGAAACAGAUGCAGAUGAUAUAAAUUCUUAUGAAUGUCAACAAUGCAAUUUAACUUUUCAUGGUCAGAGUGCCUAUGCGCAUCACCUGAUCACUUUUCACAAAAUGGGUUCUAAAAGGCGUAAGAUUAACAAGGUUGGCAAAUUUGGUGAGCCAGUGAUAGGCAAAGAUGGGAAAUUUGAAUGCCCAGUAUGUAAUAAGACGUUUGAGGAACAGUCACGGUACUUUGGUCACGUUGGAUCCCAUGCAAAGUAUCACGGGCUGACUCCUGAAGCAUUCCUACAAACCUUGUCAGGAAAGGUUGGUAACGAUUCUUUUGCAGGUUUGUCAUGUAGCCUUCAAGAUUUGGUCGGAUCACCACAACUGAAUGAGAAGACUACUGCUAGUGAAGCACGAUCACAGCAUCACAAUUGUUCAACUAAACAUGGAGGCAAUAGUACAAGAGGUAUAGACCUUUUUAACUCAAAUUGUCCAGCUAACUUCAAUGGGCAUAAUCAAACUUGGUGUAGACCUGAUGAAAUUCCUCCCACCACAGAUGCUCCAAGCACAUGGACUUAUAGAAAUAAUGUGACGAACUGUGCUGAUAGAACUGUUCCGAGAACAGCACCUCAGCCCAAUGAUCACAUGGAUUGCAGGGUUAGUGGCUUUGCUGAAGCAACUAAUUUUAACGAUCAAGCAGGAAGACACCAAGGUUUUAGACCUUCCUCCUUUGGAACUACCAACCAUUGUCAAGGCCAGAUAAUUGAUCAUGCAGUAGCUGCUUCCAAGCAUGCUGAGGUUAAUAAUAGUAUGAAAUCAAGAGAUGUCAACCUCAAUUCACGCCUGAACACAAUAUCCUUUCCUAUUGCAACUGCGAACAAUGAAACAUCGACUGCCCUUAAUGACGUGAAUCGGUCAUGCAUUACUGGAAAAGGUUUUAGUGGAAGUUUCAGUAACAAUGAUGGUGCUGCAUCUAUCGUGUUGCCCAGUUCUGGAUUAAACAAUAAAAUUCCUAGCUCCCUCGGUGUAGCUGACAGAUCAUCUAUUGCUGCAAGAUCUUUCAAUGCUGGUUAUGUUAAUGAAAAUGGUGCUUCUGAAGCUAACAAUAUUGGCAACAAAAACAAUACCAUGGUGUAUCAGACAAGUUUGGCCAUGCGCCCAGUCUCUCCUUGUGAUCUGCAACUUGGAUUUAGUGGUCAGAAGCAGCAGAUAUUGCCUGGUUAUGGAGAACUUAGACCAGCUGCGUCUGGGUCCCCUCAGCUUGGGGGCAUGGCAGCAAACAGUUCAAUUCCCACCAGACCCUCUCAGCCGCAGUUUGGGAGUAUGGCCAGAACCGAUGCUUUGCCUACUGGACCCUCUCAACCAGGGAGCUUGGCCAGACCUAAUUUUGUGCCCACAGGAUUUUCUCAGUUUGCAAGCAGGCCACCUACUUCUGUACCACCAGCCGAUUCCUCUCAGUUUGCAGGGGGCAUGGCCAGGCAAAACAUUCCGACCACGUCUGAACCAACUCUAGUAUUGGGCUAUACUCCUCAGAUGGUCAAUGGCCCUCCAGCCCAGCUAGGAUGGGAUCUAUCUUUGUCAAGGAUGGUCAGUGAAGGCAUGCUCCCAGUGUUAUGUAUAUGGUGCAACAGCCAAUUCCACCAUUUUGGCCCCAUUGAUGCACAGCAAUCUGGUUCGUUUGGUUUCAUUUGCCCAGCUUGCAAGGAGAAGAUGUCAGGCAAUCCUAAUGCGCCCAAUAACGGUCCAUGGCAACCAUGAUAACUGUUGUGGCUGGUCUACAAUCAUUUCUGUUGCUGGAUCUUUGGUCUAAGGUUAGCUGCGGUGUGCCUGCACCCCAGAGUUUUAGUAGGGUAUCUAGGAACGAUGUCUGUAUUUUGUGGACUCUCUUCUGUACGUACUUCUGUUGAAAUGUGAAGAAAACCCCAAGAGAAAAACCCACUGAAUGUUGUACUUUUGGCAGGAUGGAUCUCCAGUAAGAUUCAAGGGUUGUACGCAGCCAUCAUCCAAAAAGAGUUUAUGAGAUAGAUUUUGAUGUAGUAUUAUUGUUUGGCAACAAAGGUACAAGUUGAUCGCACGCUGAUCGCGUGAUAGA